Molecule: messenger RNA, 327 nt
Organism: Pestalotiopsis fici W106-1
Lineage: Eukaryota; Fungi; Ascomycota; Sordariomycetes; Amphisphaeriales; Sporocadaceae
Exons: 2
Coding region: 1-327 (108 amino acids)
Source: RefSeq, a predicted model, not a curated record
AUGGCUUCCACCAAACCCAUCCAACGAAUCACUCUGUUCAAAAUCCCAAAGCAAGAGGACCAGGAUAAGCUACUGGAGAUAUAUAGACACAUGCCUGAGAAGGCUGUCAAGGAUGGCAAACCAUACAUACUGUCGGUCAAGCCUGGCCGAGCGUUUCCUGAUCAACGCGCCCAAGGGUUCACCGUUGCAGUAGUUUCAGUAUUCUCAAGCUUGGAGGAUAUGCAAUUCUACGACAACGAAUGCAAAGCGCAUGCCGAGCUCAAGAGCUUUGCCAAGACGGUUCACCAGGGUGCCAUGAUGGUCUUUUACGAAAGCAUCUUUGAUUGA